AUGGGAGCUGGUCCUGUUGGAAUUGAUUGUAAUAAAUCGUCCUCAGCCAGGCGCAGAUUUGAAUUUAUCUCUCAGGUCCAUCGUGAGUUCCCCGACCCCGAUUCCCAGGUUUUACUGCCCCCGCACGUGGUGGUCCCCUCCUCCUUCCACCAGCAAGAGACUCAGGUGGUCACAGGAAAACCCGCACGCGGGGAGGUGACGGGACACCUGGAGCCCAACCCGAGACCCACGGCAGAAAAUCGGGAGGGGACCCCAGAACCAACAGGCGGGGAGGGGACAGAACGCCGGAACCCCACCCCGCCGACGAGGGCUGAAAAUCGGGUCCAGACCCCCGGGGUCUGGGAGACCCGGGCCCGCGGCCCCUCCCAGGGGUUCCUGCCGGUGGGAACGAGCCCCCUCCGGGUCUCACUUGGGCCGGACUCACCCUCUGGCGGCUCCGCUCCGGGCUCUCGACGCGCCCUCCACUCGGCACUGCGGCCCCAGGCGGGUGCCAGCCCCGCGCAGAGGAGCCCGAGCCCGCGGGGAACGCGGAUUCACGUCCACGAGGUGGGAUCGCGCCCGCCCCCGGGCCUGAUUGGACGGUUCCCGGGAUAUAAUUGCGGCCCCCGCGCCGUGAUAGGACAGUUUGCGGCCCUUCACGUUCCCAAGCAAGUUCUUAGAAAUCAGCUACCCAGGAAAAAUGACUUUUACUCAUAUCAGCCACCUUCUGAGGACCCUCCUCCAGAGACAGGAGAGUCUGUGUGCCUUCAGCUCAAGUCUGGGGUUCAUCUCUGCAGGGUUGGUGGCAGUUUAAGCCCCCAAACAUGCUCCAGAUGUCACGAGGCACGUUACCGAAGUAAGGAGCAUCAUACUCCAGACUGGAGAUGGGGACAUAAGCAGGCUUGUAGACAAUCAGAAUUUGAAAUUGUAAUAAGAACUGAAGAUAAGGUUACACUUGAAGAUGUUGAAAAGGGAAGGGAAGCAGAAAUUACAGGAAGCAUGGGUGAAGCACCUGAUGAAGAAUUGGAUUCCAUGGCAAAACAUGAACCCAAGGAAGAUAAAUUCCAGAAGUUUAAAACUAAAAUAGCCCUAGAGCCAGAACAGAUUCUUAGAUAUGCCAGAGGGAUUGUACCCACCUGGAUCUCUGGUGAGAAUGUCCCUCAAGAAAAGGAUAUUCCAGUUUGCCCCUGUGGGGCCAAGAGAAUAUUUGAAUUCCAGGUCAUGCCUCAGCGGCUCAAGCACCUAAAGGCCAACAGACUUGGCAGGAGUGUUGAUUGGGGUGUUCUGGCUGUCUCCACCUGUGUUGAAAGCUGUAGACAGGGGAUUGGCUACACAGAGGAACUGGUUUGGAAGCAAGAUAUAACAGACACACCUGAAGACAAGGUCAUAAAGCCUUACAAAUUCUCAUAA
Neofelis nebulosa (Clouded leopard) is the source of this 1389-nucleotide messenger RNA. RefSeq names its product programmed cell death protein 2-like. The record is from RefSeq and is a predicted model, not a curated record. Gene Ontology annotation, cellular component: nucleus; cytoplasm. NCBI's taxonomy places the organism in Eukaryota, Metazoa, Chordata, Mammalia, Carnivora, Felidae.